CAUGGGUUCAUGGAUGUUAGUCAUCUAUCGUAUUUUCUUCAUCCUUCCCCCCAUUUCUCUCAUCUAAUCAUGGUUCAGGAGUUGUGCAUCCGGUAAAGAUUCUGUUUCAAGAGUGGACUGGCCGGCCCCAAAUGAAAUACCAGACGAUGAAGCACUUGCGCUUAUAGAGAAUCUGGAUUAUGAAAAGAACCGUCUGGGAGACUGGUCAGAUCCUAUCUUCCACCCUAACGCGUGGCGCAUCAACUCGGACACUGUCCUGAAAAGAACAAUACCGCUCGACUACGUUUCUACAUAUGAACCAUAUCUCAUGAUGCUGGUCUCAUCUCAAACGACUAUACCGGUCCCCAGGCUACGAAAAUACGUCCUCCAUGAGAGCGAACUAUGGAUCUUCAUGGAAUAUAUUGAAGGUCGCACUCUCGAAGAAGCCUGGGACACACUCGGUAUCACCAUGAAGCUUUGGGUUGCGUGGACUCUCAGAGGCUAUAUACGACAACUUCGACUGAUACCAAUACCUACGCCACGCGUCCCAGGGCCGACAGAUGGCUCGGGCAAACCUCUGCGAUGUAAAGGACACUUCUUCCCUGAGAUUGGCGCAGGCCCUUUCGCGUCAUAUGCCGAUCUGUCUGCUUGGUACACUCGCAGAGCUGAUCGCGCCGUACGCUUGGACUAUGAGUGGUCAAAGUAUCGAGGCAAGACGCCCUCUCUGUCCCACAGUUCGCUCCAUUUCGAUGAUUCCGAGCCACUCGUCCUUACACAUGGCGAUAUCUCACUCCGGAACAUUAUACUAGGGAAGGACGGGAGGUUGUGGCUAAUCGACUGGGGAUGGGCAGGCGUAUAUCCACAAUGGCUUGAAUACGGUUCUAUGAUGAUGUACACUGAAAGGAGCGGACUCAAACCGCGGCUGUGGUUCUGGUUGGUACCGUUCAUGGCUGGGUGGUAUAGGUCACAAUACCGUUUCCUUCGCGCGCUGGAUCAUGCACUCACAUUUUAUGAUUAA
Gloeophyllum trabeum ATCC 11539 is the source of this 997-nucleotide messenger RNA. Its product is annotated as kinase-like protein. The transcript has 2 exons. The record is from RefSeq and is a predicted model, not a curated record. The coding region runs from base 308 to 997 and encodes 229 amino acids. Lineage: Eukaryota; Fungi; Basidiomycota; Agaricomycetes; Gloeophyllales; Gloeophyllaceae.